AAAUGUCUGGUUUGCGAGUUCUUGUUGGAGUUAAGCGAGUGGUCGACUAUGCUGUCAAGAUCCGAGUCGUUGGUGGAAAGGUCGAGACCGCUAAUGUCAAGCACUCCAUGAAUCCCUUUGACGAGAUUGCCAUUGAAGAAGCUGUCAGGCUCAAGGAAAAAAAGGUUGCUUCAGAAGUCAUUGCACUCACUGUCGGUCCAGCAAAGUCCCAGGAAACGCUUCGCACUGCUCUUGCCAUGGGUGCAGACAAGGCUAUUCAUAUCGAGACUGCUGAGGGUCAGGAUGUGCAACCACUUCAGGUCGCCAAGCUGUUCAAAGCUAUUAUUCAAAAGGAAUCUCCAGGUCUCGUUAUUCUUGGAAAACAGGCAAUUGAUGAUGAUGCGGGCCAAACAGGUCAACUUCUUGCUGGUCUUUUGAACUGGCCACAGGGUACAUUUGCAUCCAAAAUUGAGUUUACCGAUGCUGCCAAAAAGAUUCUCGUCACUCGAGAGAUUGACGGUGGUCUUGAAACCCUCAAGGCACCACUUCCUGCCAUUGUCACUGCCGAUCUAAGACUUAAUGAGCCACGAUAUGCCACACUUCCCAACAUCAUGAAGGCUAAAAAGAAGCCUCUUGAAAAGCUUACGCCCAGUGACCUUGGCGUCGAUCUGGCACCUUCAAUUGAGACCCUCAGCAUUGCUGAACCAGCCAAGCGUGCCGGUGGAAAGAAGGUCGAGAGUGUUGACGAGCUCAUCUCCAAACUCAAGAACGAGGCUGGUGUCAUUUAAAUUCUUAUUGCUCCUGUCACAAGACUAAACUUUCGUAACUCUUUGUUU
This is a messenger RNA of Batrachochytrium dendrobatidis JAM81, 815 nucleotides long. RefSeq lists its product as uncharacterized. Gene Ontology annotation, cellular component: mitochondrion. Gene Ontology annotation, biological process: fatty acid beta-oxidation using acyl-CoA dehydrogenase; amino acid catabolic process. The coding region runs from base 3 to 767 and encodes 254 amino acids. The record is from RefSeq and is a predicted model, not a curated record. NCBI's taxonomy places the organism in Eukaryota, Fungi, Chytridiomycota, Chytridiomycetes, Rhizophydiales. The transcript has 6 exons. Gene Ontology annotation, molecular function: electron transfer activity.